AAAAAAAAAACAUAAGCCCAUUACUUUUUUUCUUAAUACUAUUAUCCUUGUUUUCCAACAAAAAUAUUUUUUUUUAAAAGACUGCAAUCCAUGUUUCCAAACACUCCAAAUUUUUAAAAGUCCUAUUCAAGUCUCCAAACACUCCAAUUUUGUACUUGAGUUUUAAUAAGAUAGAUGUCGUGACCACCGACAAAUCGAAGACGUUGCCGACGGCUGGUUUGAUGGUGUAGAAACAGUUCUAGACAGGCUGCUCAAUCAUACACAUGCAAUAAAUAAAAUUAUAGAAAAUUCUGACUGAUAUUUUCACCAGAGAGUUUGACAAAGCGGCAAAAAGUACAAGUUGCUUUUAUCCUGUCAGUAAGUACAAGUCGUGAUCGCCAGUUUUUUCUGAAGACAAUAAAAUUUGUUUACAUGAAAGCGGUAGUUCAGGAUUUUCAGAAAUCUUCUCAGUCACAUACUUCUUACGUUCCAUAUAGAUUAAACUUUUGUAUUUUUAGUGGCUAAUCUCUGUGAAAGUUAUUGAUAGAGACUGCUUUGACUUAUUGAACUACAAUUGGACUCGGAGCUAUUAUUACUAGAGUAUUUUGUUUUGGCUCGUUUGAUUGAAUAAUUGUUAGUUUGUUUCGUAGUGAAUCCAAGAUUAUACAAACAUUUUCGAAAAUGAAAUGGUAAUGACUAGUCGACACAAAAUCUGGUAAUGAGUCCGAAUGUCGAAAUAUAUUUCCUUUAUAAUGAAGCAUAAGUCCCUACCCAAAUCGGGAAAUCUGCAUAAGAAGAUAAGCCACGUGUGAAGGAGCUUCAUCAUUCAAUAGAGAUCCAUCGUCAACAUUCAACACACACACACUUGUUCUUACGGGCUCCCAAACAAAACUCAUAUCACAUUUGAACUUUUUUUAUACACUUAGCCCCAGUUAUAUUCAUUACGACCCUUCCCUCAUGUCUCUACCGUCUGAUCACGGAUUCUAGCUGUAAUCAAGGGGGCAGGUUUAAUGAACUGGGCCUUUGACUAGUGUACUAAACUGCCUUUCAUCAUGUAGCUGACAUUUUCUUCUUGUAUUUUGGCACAGUUGGCCUUUAAAAGAAAGAUUAUAAUCCAUAAUAACAGUUUUACAAUUCAUUGGCCUAGUUUGUUUUGAUCUUACGAGGAGGAUGGAGAUGGUAGAUUGAGAUUUGCGUAGAGUUCAAUCGGUUUUCAUUACUCACUAUUCAAUAGUUGCCUUCAACUAAGUUUUUGGCUUCAAUUUCUAAAUGCAUUAUAAGUUUAGAACUGUCUAAUUUUCAAAUUAAACAAUUUUCCUUUCUCAUAAAGAUGUAUAUUUUAGAAAAAUAUUUCAAAAAGAUACAUUUUUAUAUUUUCAGUGAAAUCAACUAAUAAUAAUUAAUUAUAAACUUAAAAUUUUCCAUUUACUAACUUUUUAUUAGUUUAGAAUUAUGAGAAAUAAAUAACCACAAAAAUUAAACAUUCAAUAUUAUAAUUUAAUAUAAUUUAUUAAUAUGUGUAAAAAAUUUAAAACAUGCAUCAUUUUGGACAGUCAAGAUAAACUAUCUAAGCUUCUCUAAACUUCCAGUGUUUCGCAUAGAAUAAGAAGGGUCAAACUUUGUGUGUGUUUAUAUUAUGAAUAUUAGGCACACCCUUUAAUAACGUGUUAAUUAAUUUGAUAAUACAUAAUCAGAGACUAGACUACCCUUCCUUUUAAAGGCUCGAUACAAUUCACUAAAGACAUCUCUCUCUCAUGAUUCAUGAAGAUUGAGUUAUUUUUAGUAAAACAUGUGAUCGUAUUCAUAGCUAAUAAAAGGCUACAUAAAUAUAUAAAUGUAGUCAGUGUCUAAUUAUUUAUUACCUAAAUAUUAAAUUUAAAAUUCGGGCGCCCAUAUCAGGUUAAUUAACAUCUCCUGAUUAUCCUACCCACAUCUUUGUUUGUUUCAGAAACAAGUAUCCGACCCGGUAUGACCCGACUCUACCAUCCUUUUCUUUCUGCCAACAAAAUCAUAAAUAAUUUCGAUGCGAAAUAUUAGAAGGCAAAUAUCGAGAAGAAAGCGAGUGCUCUUCUCAGCCUCAGCCUCUUGUCACCACUAACUCCGAGAGAGAGUGGGUUUGAUAUCAUCAGUGAGAGAGACGAAGAACACUAAUAGUAACGGAAGAGGAAUGGGUUUCCUCUUAGUCUUCUUCCCAGACCAAAACGACGUCUCUCCUUCUUCUUCUUCUUCUUCGUCUCCGGCGAAGACUCUCUUCCGCUCCAGAUCUUCCCGUCUUCUCCUCUCCAAAGCUCAAUCUACCAUCUCCAUCUGCAUCCUCCUCCUCUUCCUCACCUUGUUCCUCUUCACUCUCUCCACCUUCGAACCUUCCUCCGUCUUCCCCGCCGUUUCUCCCCGUUCACACCGUCGUUUUCUCCUCGCUCGCACCGUCUCCGUCGCCAAAACUCGACCUCUCGCUCUACAGAGGAUGGGCACUCUGUUUCUGAGAGGAACCAAGUGCAUGCACGAUUUGGUCGUCGCUCAUGUCGCUUCCGACACGACGGAGGAAGAUCUCCGCCUCUUCAUGCGCUUGCUUCACCGUUCCGGUGUCACUUCCCGUUCCGACGUCGUUUUACUCUUCAACUCCCCUUCUUCCGUCACUAGACUCACCAAUAUGAUAGAGGAAGAGAACAACUCGUUCUUGAAACUCGUCGACGUUCACCGGACUUCAAACUCCUCUAACCAAAACGGCCCCGUUUUGGGAUUCAAUCUCACCCGUUUCAUGAAGAAGCAAUCCAAGAAGGAUACGUCUGAGCCUAUCUGGGGGAAGAAGAGCCACCGAGUCAACGAUUCAGCACUGAACGAGACGACCGAGUCGUUGACUCACGGCUCUGUGGUGGGCUUCGACGUGGCCGAGUUGGACCCGGAGAACUCGCUGUCUGGGUUUAUUGAGCACGUGCCGAUUAGCUUGAGGAGAUGGGCGUGUUACCCAAUGCUGCUCGGACGAGUCAGACGCAACUUCAAGCACGUGAUGCUCGUUGACGCAAAGACCUCACUGUUCGUCGGUGACCCGUUUACCCGGAUACGUAACCGGAGCCCCGAGUCAGUCCUCUUCUUCUCCAAACACAGUAACAAGAAAGCUUCCGACAUUAACCCAGCGGUUUUGAUCGGUGGAGCGAAGGGUAUCAGGAGGUUGUCGAGCGCAAUGCACACGGAGAUCGUGAGAGCGGCAAUGCAGCAGCAGCAACACAAGAGAAAGAGCGUUGUGUCGGAAUCUGUUGUGAUGAGUCAACUCGUUGGGAAUGUUCAUAUGACGAAGAACAUCGAAGUCAUUGGUCCGAGUGAGUCGAUUACGGAUGCGAGUUCGGUGGCUGAGUUAAGGACAAGAAACUCGGCGGCUGCGUCGAUAAAGAGUCAUGAUAUAGUACAACGUGGUAAUAGUAAUCAUCUUGAUAUUAUGGCGAUUAUUAUGAAACGUAUUUGUUCCUAUGAGUUAGAUUCUUCUGUCUAUAGUUACUGUUAGCAUUGUUGUUAUUUUUGGAAACAAAAAGAGGAAAAAUAUACAAAUAAAAUUAGGGAAUAUUUUCGUUUU
This is a messenger RNA of Brassica rapa (field mustard), 3547 nucleotides long. RefSeq lists its product as uncharacterized. The record is from RefSeq and is a predicted model, not a curated record. Lineage: Eukaryota; Viridiplantae; Streptophyta; Magnoliopsida; Brassicales; Brassicaceae.